Molecule: messenger RNA, 513 nt
Organism: Aspergillus nidulans FGSC A4
Lineage: Eukaryota; Fungi; Ascomycota; Eurotiomycetes; Eurotiales; Aspergillaceae
Product: polysaccharide biosynthesis domain-containing protein
Exons: 5
Coding region: 52-513 (153 amino acids)
Cellular component (GO): cytoplasm
Source: RefSeq, a predicted model, not a curated record
CACUUCUAUAUUUUUCAAUACGUAUAGUUGCUCGAUAUCCAAGCCGCCAAAAUGUCGAAGCCGUUUGACCCCGAGCAGGCGCAGAACCUGGAAGAUAUGGAGAAGCAGUUCGCCGUCAAGGCCGUGGAGCACCUGAUGACAUACUGGUCCAUCCUUGAAAAAGUCCCCGGAUCCCAGCUGCGCCUGACGAAAAUCGACGACGAGAUUUACGAGCACUUCAAGGCGGAAUUCCCCGAUUUCGACCCGGCCGAGACGAUUGAUGAGGACAAGAUGAAGAGCAAGGAGGGCAAGGAGAAGUGGCGUAACUGGAUCAACCAGUACGAGAAGAAGAUUCACGACUUCAACUUCGGCACAAUGCUGCGGGCGAACCCAAAGACCGAAUACGAAAGGGACAAUACGAUUUUUGCGAUGAGGAUGCAGUUCUAUGCUAUUGAGAUUGCGAGAAAUCGCGCUGGUCUCAACGAUUGGGUUUACGAGCAGGCACAGGCACGGGCGAAGAAUUCCAGUUCAUAA